CCCCUAUGUGAUCGCAAACUGGAAAUAACACCUAGAACCAUCCUAGUACAAGUCUUAAGUAUGCAAAAGCAUGGCGUGUAUACGCAGAAAUCGGUGGAUUAUCAAUAACCCGGGACGCAUAAAAAGCCACGCCAACUCCGCCCUCCAUUCCGGAUUUCAUCUCUGCGGAUCUGCCAGUGAGAUUUUAUUCUAGUCCGUUGGAAAAUAUUUCUUGGGCACCUUCACCUUUUUUAGCGCCUAAGUAUGGAAAUGUACCAUGGACGAUUGUUGGGCUGGAUUGCGCUUUGGGGAUCUGCCUGGUUAGUGAUCGCUUUGGACCCGGGAGACCUUUCCCAGCACGGAGGGAACGUCGAGGACAGCUAUGACAAAACCCAAGAACUUGCGCAGGGCAGAAGUUUCUCUUUUUACGACAAGAUAAGUCGCAUCAACAGCAGCGUCUCUAUGGAUGAAAAAGAGAGAUUCCGUACAUCACACAUCAGGAAGGCCUGGAGAAAGCGUGCUCUCUCCACUGAAAGGCAGCGUGGUUAUUCUGCCCCUGAGCCCCAGUCGGAUGUAGACCAGCGUUCCAUUUACCAACCAGAAUACCCCCGGGUGGUGGUAGUCGAUGACAGCGAAAUUGGUGUGAACGCAGUGUUUUCCUACAGCUCUGAAACCUGCGCCAACAGCUGGCAGAAGUGCUCCGCCUUUGCGGACUGCAUGGACUAUGCUGGUGGCUAUUGUUGCCACUGUAGAUCUGGCUUUUACGGCAAUGGCAAGCAGUGCUUAGCGGAAGGUAUGCCCCAGCGGCUGAAUGGGAAAGUGAGUGGCUGGGUGUAUGUGGGCCAAAACCCAUCUCCGGUGGUGCUACGGGACAAUGAUCUGCACUCCUACAUCGUAGCCAAUGACGGCCGGUCCUACGUGGCCAUCAGUACCAUCCCUGUCCAUCUGGGCCCCUCCAUGCUCCCGCUUUCCUCGAUAGGUGGUGCUGUCGGCUGGGCCUUCGCCCUAGAGCAACCUGGAUAUGAGAAUGGCUUCAGUAUCAUCGGGGGUAAGUUCACCCGCGUGGCGGAGAUCAUCUUCCAUCCCGGCAACGAAAGGCUGGCCUUCAGACAGUACUUCCAAGGGUUAGACGAGCACGGCCACAUAAUGGUCAACACUGAACUGGAAGGCCGGGUGCCAGAGAUCCCAGCGGGAGCCAGCGUGCAGAUUGAGGCCUACUCAGAGAUAUAUCAGUACAGCAUCAACAUGAUCACCUCGUCUUCCUCCCGGCAAUACACCAUCAACAUGGAGGACGGAAGGACCCAGACACACACAUUCCAGACACGAGACACCAUCACCUUUGAUGGCUGUACCCACGACGAUGCCACCAGGACGCCACGUUCUCCUCAGAAGCUCAGUGUGAACCGCAUUUAUGUCCUGUACGACACCCAAAGCCAGCUCCUCCGCUACGCCACGAGUAACAAGAUUGGCUCCAUCCACGGCGAGGAGCCAGAGGGUAAUCCUUGUUUCACUGGACGGCAUGGAUGCGACACCAACGCGGUCUGCCGGCCUAGUCAUGGUGCUGAGUUCUCCUGCGAAUGUGCCAAUGGCUUCACUGGCAAUGGCUAUACCUGUUAUGACAUUGACGAGUGCAGAGAGACGCCCCACGUUUGUCACCACAAUGCCAUUUGCAGCAACCAGCCCGGAACUUUCCGCUGCGAGUGCAUCAAUGGAUUCCACUUUGCCAGUGAUGGGCACAUGUGUGUAGAAGAGGACCGGCCGGUGGACCACUGCCACGAGGGCACCCAUAAUUGCGACAUCCCAGAACGGGCGCGAUGCAGCUAUGUUGGUGGAUCGUCCUUCUACUGCUCCUGCCUGCCAGGUUUCCAUGGCGACGGCCGGGCCUGUUUGGACAUUGAUGAGUGCCAACAAGGAAGGUGUCACCAAGAUGCUAUUUGCUACAACACAGAGGGCUCCUUCACCUGCCAAUGCAGGUCCGGUUCCCAUGGCGAUGGCCUCCAAUGCUACCCAGGGCGUGAGAAGACGCGGUGCGAGCACCACCGAGACAGCCUCCUGGGCUCGUUGGGGCCCCGAGGCCCAAGGCCUACGUUGGGCCAAUUCGUGCCCGAGUGUGAUGAUGCCGGCAACUACAGACAGAUACAGUGUCAUGCUAGCAUUGGCCAGUGCUGGUGCGUGAACCGAAACGGCGAGGAGAUUCCUGGCACCAGGGUCGAGUCUGGGAGCAGACCCAAUUGCAUCGAUUCCGGGGUAGUGCCCACCCCCAUCGGCCCCAACACCAAGCCAGAAGUGACCCCGCCGCCCCCAGGGACACAUCUGCUGUACUCCCAGAGCGGGAAGAUCGAGCACAUUCCCCUAAAAGGCUAUAGAAUGAUGAAACAAGAGGCUAAAGCCAUACUUCACCUUCCAGAUAAGGUGGUUAUCGGAGUGACCUACGACUGUGUGGAUAAGAUGGUGUACUGGACAGAUAUUGCUACUCCAUCCAUCAGCAAGGCCAGUCUGCAAGGGGGCAAGCCCAUCGUGGUCAUAAAUACAGAUCUGGAGAGCCCAGAAGGGAUCGCCAUCGACCACCUGGGCCGCACCAUAUUCUGGACGGACUCCAUACAGGACCGGAUCGAGGUGGCUUCUCUGGACGGUAGCAAGCGGCGUGUCCUGAUCAACACGGGCCUGGUGAACCCACGAGCCAUCAUCACAGACCCAAUCAAAGGCCACUUGUACUGGGCAGACUGGAACAGAGAAGCCCCUAAAAUCGAAACCUCCUACUUGGAUGGGACGAAUCGGAGGGUGCUCGUGCAGGACGAUCUGGAACUGCCGAAUGGCUUGACCUAUGACCCCCAGGGAUCACUGCUGUGCUGGGCUGACGCUGGCACCCACAAGGUAGAAUGCAUGAACCCCAGUCACGGCAACCGCAGGAAAGUCCUGGAGGGGCUCCAGUACCCCUUCAGCAUCACGUCCUAUGGCAAGAAGCUGUACUACACCGACUGGAAGAGGGAUGCCGUGGUGAUGGCCGACAGCUCUGAGGGAAUGGAGUCAGAUGCGUUUCAGCCUCAGAAGCAGACUCGGCUAUACGGAAUCAUUACGGUUUAUCCCCAGUGCCCAGCAGGGAGAAACUACUGCUCUGUAAACAACGGCGGCUGCACGCAUUUGUGUCUAGUGGCUCCAUCCGGUUGGUCCUGCCUGUGUCCUGACAGACCUACGGACACGGGCUGCGUGGAGAGAGAAUUCAGGUAUUGAAGGUCAGGAGGAGAUGCAGGACUAACUUUGCACAUGCUCCUUCCCCAACCCACCGCCGGCACUCAGCUCCAACUCAGUCGAUGACCCUUUACCAUCUAUACUGAGCAGAAGAGCAGGAUUGCAGUGACUGUCCUUUUUUGUAAUCUUACAAUUAAAGAAAAAAAUCGGUAUUCUUAAACCCUUUAUUACACCACAGACACAUAUUGUAAAUGAAUUCAAAUAUGACUUUUCAUUAUGCUGUACUGCACUCGAUUUUUUUUUUUAACAAACAUGGAAACUGGACAGUAAUGUCUGAAGAUUCUGGUGGAUGCACCAUGAUGAUGUCACCAAAGGCAGCUGGACCGUGCAGUGAUGGGAUACUGCAGCGAGUAAUAAGGAGUUGAAAAGGUUUUCAUGCAGCUGGUGGUAGAGCAGCAUUUGCGGUCUGUGCAGCUUUUCAAUAAAACUGUUUUUUGAAACAGGC
Brienomyrus brachyistius is the source of this 3673-nucleotide messenger RNA. RefSeq names its product nidogen-1-like. NCBI's taxonomy places the organism in Eukaryota, Metazoa, Chordata, Actinopteri, Osteoglossiformes, Mormyridae. The record is from RefSeq and is a predicted model, not a curated record. The coding region runs from base 244 to 3210 and encodes 988 amino acids. The transcript has 18 exons. Gene Ontology annotation, molecular function: calcium ion binding.